Messenger RNA from Striga asiatica, 1234 nucleotides. Lineage: Eukaryota; Viridiplantae; Streptophyta; Magnoliopsida; Lamiales; Orobanchaceae. The record is from the annotation of a GenBank genome assembly.
CGUCAUCCCAAUUCCAUGUCCCGUCGCCAUGACUCUCAGCUUCUUCUGCAGUGCUUCUCUCUCCACUCAAACUCCAAGCCUUGUAAAGGUUCACAACCUAAUCAACAAAAAUGGGAUUCCAUCGGUCAUCACCUCUCCACAGGAAUCCCUCCGAAAAGGAAAUUGGGUGAAGCUCAUUUGUGGUGCUAGCUUUGAGGAUGUGAUUGAUGUUAGGAAUCUUUCUCUGGUUUACGCUCUAGCUGGAGUUGACUGCAUUGACUGUGCUGCGGAUGAAUCAGUUGUCAAUGCUGUAAAUGAAGGGAUUAAGGCAGCCAUGGAUAUAAUUCCCAAGGCCUUGGAAUUUGAUCCCAAUGAUUGCCCAUUGGAUUGCUCAAGGCCAUGUGAGAAUGUUUGCCCUGCCGAUGCAAUCUCAUUUUCAGGCAUAGUGGGUGUAUCCAAGAACAAGGGUGGUGUCUUGCCUGAACGAUGCUAUGGCUGUGGUCGCUGCUUACCAGUUUGCCCAUACGAUAAAAUAAAAGCAAUUUCAUAUGUACGAGAUGUUGCGGCUACAGGUGAACUUCUUAACCGGGAUGAUAUUGAUGCAAUAGAAAUUCACACCAGCUUAAGAGCACCAAUGUCAGUUAAUGUAGUGAAGAUCCAUAGGAAAGCUGAAUCUUUUCAAGAACUUUGGCAUGGUUUAGGGGAUUCACUUCAUAAGCUGAGGCUUGUAGCAGUUAGCUUGCCUGAUAUAGGGGAGCUUACUGUACCUGCCAUGAGUUCUAUGUACGAAACAAUGAAAGGUAACCUGCAUUGCCUCAAUCUAUGGCAGAUAGUUGGUAGGGUUCUGAGAUCUCUGCAAUCCGAGCAUGGUUACGGCUGUCUUGAAGACUACCCAGACCAUCUUCUUGAGGCACUCGAACUUUAGUUGGGACUGUUAAAUGCUAUAAUCAUGGUUAGUUUUGCUAAAGCUGAAUAUGAACCCGGUUUAUAGAAUUUACCAGUGGCCUUGAAUUCGGAAACAAGUGAGAUAAUGCAACUCUGAUAAUCUAUUAGAAUAAAAAAAUAUGAUAAGAUAUCAAAGAUGUCCGUCCCUUUUUUUUUUUGUUUGGCAUUUGAUAAUGUAUCUCUUAAUAAAAUAUAACAUUUUUUUUAAUUUGAAUUGUUAGUAUAGAUAUAUCACAAAUAGUGGAAAAUAAAAUAUCACUUUAUAUUCCUAUGUAUGUAAAAAAAAAUAGUGUUUUGAACCGAUUUUAUU